ACGUCAUCAAUUAAAUUCUUAUGACGACGUCUCGUUCCCCAACGCCUUCCUCGGAAAAGACUGACGAUGAGCGAAUGGAAGAAGAAGAAUGGAGGCGGAGACUGUCGGCAGCAAUCAGACGAGAGGAUGAAGGGUCCCUUGAAGAAGAUGAGGAAGAUGAAGGGUUUAUCUUACAUCCCCUAUGCCGUACUGGACCACUUCAGAUGACUGUCAAGGCAUCAAACUCAACGACAACCCUCACUCCAUCCUCAACAACAACAACAUCACCGUCGAUGCCAUCGUCUCCAUCAGACAGCCCUUCAGAUGACUUUUCAGAUGACACCAACACCUCAGGCGUUUUUCCAUUAACUACAGCCUUGUCGUUCCCUGUUGCGCCACUCUCGCCACGUAACACAACAUCUUCCAUCACAACAGGAUUAGUCAAGAAACGUCGUAGCUCCUCGUCUCCAGAAGACAUUUGCCGCGAAAAAAUUCCACAUAUUCUUCUGAAAACCUCUUCUGGAGUGGUGGUGCCUUUAGCAUCACGUGGCCAGCGUGCUCCUGCCAUAACCCUCCAGAAUCCACCACCAUCGGCAGCUAUCCGAACAGUGCCGCCGCCAAGUUUCUCAACGUUUUCAGUAAGAUCCUUACCAUUCAAAACUCCAAACUGUGGAUCGAAAGAUGAUACGGAUGCUGAAAAUAUGGAAGGGCUAGACGACGACUAUUUGCGCCAGCCAACAACAUCAACAAGUGCACCAGUGAGUCCUAUUGAUCAUCGACAAGUGAGACGUGGUGGCCGAGGAGUGGUUGUAGAGAGCCAGGUUCCCAAUUUCACUGCGGAGAUUUUUUGGCUCAAGACGCAGCUGUCCGAUCAUUGGUCCAUGAAGUGGCUGUUUCAGAACACGGCGUGUCUUGACGACUUUGAUAGGAUAAAAACCCUUGGAACCGGAUCAUUCGGGCGCGUGAUGCUUGUGAAGCAUAAGCAGUCGGGCAACUAUUAUGCCAUGAAAAUUCUAGACAAACAAAAGGUUGUAAAACUCAAGCAAGUGGAGCACACGUUGAACGAAAAGCGCAUUCUCCAGGCUAUCGAUUUUCCGUUUUUGGUGAACAUGACGUUCUCUUUCAAGGACAACUCCAACUUGUACAUGGUGCUCGAAUUCAUCUCGGGAGGUGAGAUGUUCUCACAUUUACGCCGAAUCGGACGUUUCUCCGAGCCCCACUCGCGUUUCUACGCCGCUCAAAUUGUGCUUGCCUUUGAGUACCUUCACUCCUUAGAUCUCAUCUAUCGUGAUCUGAAACCCGAGAACUUGCUUAUCGAUUCCACUGGAUAUCUAAAGAUCACCGAUUUCGGAUUUGCGAAACGUGUCAAAGGACGAACGUGGACAUUGUGCGGCACACCAGAAUACUUGGCACCCGAGAUUAUUUUGUCAAAAGGAUACAAUAAGGCUGUCGAUUGGUGGGCACUUGGUGUGUUGAUCUACGAAAUGGCCGCCGGUUAUCCGCCGUUCUUUGCCGAUCAGCCGAUUCAAAUUUAUGAGAAGAUUGUGUCAGGAAAAGUGAAAUUCCCGUCGCACUUCUCGAAUGAGUUGAAAGACUUGCUGAAGAAUUUGCUCCAAGUUGAUCUUACAAAGCGAUACGGUAACCUGAAAAAUGGAGUUGCCGAUAUCAAAAAUCACAAGUGGUUUGGAAGUACCGACUGGAUUGCCAUCUAUCAGAAGAAGGUGAGUAGUUAUCCUAUUUGAAACCAGGAAUGUAUGUGGUCAGGAGAUGGUGGUAGUCAUAAGUGUAAUAAAAAACUAGGUAAGGUAGUACACAAAUUUCAACAAGGUGUUUAUUUUGAGCUGAGCGAUUUUUCAAGUAUAAUGGGGUUAUUCAAGUAGUGUCGCGACACUACUUGAAAAACCCCAUAACCUUUAGUAAUGAGGUAGGGAUUUAUUUCAAGACUACUACGCAAAAUUUCCCAAAUCACAAUUUUUUCUAGGUUUUUCGAUAAUUUAACUACCACCAUUACUGUCCUUCUCUACAACUUUCCGACUGUUUCUUUUCUUUGCAUGUUUCUUUGUUUGUUUGUUUGUUAUUGUUGAAUGUUGUGCCUUUUUUCGCCCGUGAUCUAUCCCUUUGUUGAAUUUGUUGUUGUUGAAUCCAAAAAUGAUGUGUGCCGUGGCUGAUUGUCGUGUUGUGCUCUAUUUUCAUGGUUCGUUGUAGAUCACACCGCCCUCGUUCUCCAAAGGAGAAUCCAAUGGUCGACUGUUCGAGGCUCUGUAUCCACGUGUCGAUGGUCCCGCCGACACACGUCAUUUUGUGGAAGAGGUGCAAGAGCCGACUGAGUUUGUGAUCGCCGCGACUCCACAGUUGGAAGAGCUGUUCGUCGAGUUUUAGGCAAGAAACUGUGGAAUUGGGAUCACGCAUGCAUAUAUCUCCACUUCUAUCUCUACUCUUCUUUUUCAGCACCUAUAUUCACAAUUUGGUUUGAUUUUCUUUUCUUUUCUUUGAAUUUUAAUGAUUGAUAUCGUACUGUACUUUUAUAUAGUGAAAUUGUUAGUGAAUACUAAACAUUAUAGCAUGUAAUUGUAGUUUGAAAAUAAUUGGAUUAAGGCACGAUACUUUUUUAGAUGUUAGAUUUUCUUGAAUAUGUUUUCUAUACUAUAUUUACCGUUUAUAUUCUAACAUUUGUCAAACUAUCAGAAAUAUGCAUGGAGUGUUGCUCUAGAACGUUCCUCUUCUCUAAUAUCUUAUAUGAACAAAUUUCAGAUCGAAGCACCGUUCCUUCCAAAAUGCCGUGGCCCUGGCGACGCAUCUAACUUUGACGACUACGAGGAAGAGCCGCUUCGUAUCUCGGGCACCGAGAAAUGCGCCAAAGAGUUUGCCGAGUUUUAAUUCAUUAUCUUUGUCGAUUCCUUCCAUAAGCUUUUUGUUUCAAAUUUCACUCUCUCUCUCUCUCUUUUCCAUAUUCCUCAAAAUUGUACUAGUCCAAAACAAAACCCUGUCCCUAUUGUCCGGUGGUUUGUCUUCCCUCACCCACAAAACCUUCUCAUUCUCAGCCAAAAAUUUGAAAUUUCAAUAUUGUUGCGGACAAUUUGAAAAAUGAUGAAGAUGCUUUACUAUUUCUUCCCUUCCUUUCUGAAACCCCUUAUUUUUUUAAUGUUCAUACAUUUUCUUGCCCCGAUCCCGUCCCCCUAAUAAUAAUUUGUAAAAAUAAUAGAUUGGAAUUUGCUCUAAUAUAUAUAAUUAUUAUAUAUCAAAAAUUUUCUAGUCAACCCCUGACUUUCCCUCCUCCAAUUCAGCCUCCCGCAAACUUUUUCUAGAAAAGUUGACUUCUGUCUCAACAAAGAAAUGGAAUCCCACAAAACCAUUAAUUGUAUGUUUUUUUCUCAUUUUCCUUUUCCUCUCUCAUGUAUACAUAUAUAUGUAUUUUAAACACUUUUCACCCCCCCCC
Molecule: messenger RNA, 3415 nt
Organism: Caenorhabditis elegans
Lineage: Eukaryota; Metazoa; Nematoda; Chromadorea; Rhabditida; Rhabditidae
Gene: kin-1
Product: cAMP-dependent protein kinase catalytic subunit
Exons: 5
Coding region: 75-1721 (548 amino acids)
Molecular function (GO): ATP binding; protein kinase activity; protein serine kinase activity
Source: RefSeq, marked reviewed